CUCAUUACUAAUUAAAUACGAGCUGUUCAAUUUCACUUUUCUGUAAUACGUGUAAGAAAUAAGAUGGGGUUUUGGGGAAGAUGCAGGUUUGAAACCAACGGAAAGUAGCAUAUUCUAGUAACCGGCGGAUCCCAAGGCUUUGGGCAGGCUCUUGCAAAGGAAUUCGUUCUUCGUGGCGGCCAUGUAACCAUUGUCGCUAGAACAGAGAGUAAACUGAAGGUUGCCGUUGAAGAGCUCUCAAAAUUGAAAGUUCACAGUGAUCAGAUUGUUCAAUAUAGAAGCGUAGACUUGACGAAUUAUGAAGAUGUCAAAACCAUGAUUGAUCAAUUGGAAGUUUGCCCAGAUCAUUUGGCUCACUGUGCUGGUUCUUCUUAUCCUGGCUUUUUUGUAGACCUUCAUCCAACCGUGUUUGAGAAUCAAAUGCGCCAAAAUUACAUGGCCUCUGUCUACAUCACUCAUGCACUAAUUAAGAGAAUGAAAGAUAUUUCGGUGCCCUAUUCACGAAGAAUAAUGUUAACAUCUUCCGUUCUGAGCGCCCUUCCCCUUGUAGGUUAUAACGCAUAUAGCCCUUCAAAGGCGGCUGUUCGAGCUUUAGCCGACGGUUUACGACAAGAGUGUAUUCUCUAUGGAAUAGAAGUCUCCAUUUUCUUACCUGCCACCAUCCUUUCUCCUGGUUACGAAGAAGAAAACAGACUGAAGCCUUCUUUGGUAUUGGAGAUGGAAAAAUCAGAUAAAGCACAAACAUGCGAAACCGUAGCAUAUUAUUGCAUGAAAGGACUUGAUCAUGGAGAUUUUGUUAUAACCAAUAAUUUUGUAGGAGAUAUCAUGAAAAAUCAUUCUCGGACUUCCAGUCCUCAUGAUAAUCCUAUUUUGGAAUUCCUUUAUUGCAUGCUUACUUUCUUUGUGUGGCCUAUCGUUCGAGCUCAACUUGAUUACGAUGUUUACAAAUAUGCUCUGAAACAUCGUUUAAGAACUGCCAUUCCUAGUCAGUCAAACUCAUUCAUCACCGUCUUCUUGACAUCUAUACAAUUGUGCAUUUUUUAUUACCUUAUUCCAACUCUCGUAUCUAAUCCUUGUGUGACUUUGUUAAAAUCUUUUCCACUAUGGUUUUUAUUGCAAACGAUCCAAACAUAUUUCCAAAGACCUCGUGUUUGUUUUUCCUUUACUAAUGUUAUCCGUUCUAUUGGCACUAUGUGUUUGGGAACUUUUGUCAUCGCUUUCGUUCUAUUUGCCUUUGGUGCACCCUUGGUUAGCAAGUUUCAGUUAAGCUUUCUUUGCGCUGCUACUCUUUCGGUCCUUACAAUAUAUCCACUGUCUUUUUUCUUUCAAUCUGACUACAUGAGAUGGGGCCAAUUCCUCGCUUUCAAACAAUUCAAAGCCUUGGGUAGUUUACAAUACCGUGCAUGGGGUCCCAUAAUUGGUGCUUGGUUAGGUGCUAUUCCUAUUCCCUUGGACUGGGAUCGACCCUGGCAAGCAUGGCCUAUUACCAUUGUCGUUGGAUCAUUCAUUGGUCAUCUUGUUGCUACAAUAAUCGGAGAAUUAUUACAGUAACACUCUCAUGUUUACGAGCAUACUUUAUUAGAUUAAGAAAAAACGAAUGGAACUGAAAGUAACAUGUCAAAAUGCAAUUUUAUAUAAUAAAUCAUCAUAAACCCAAGAAACCCGGCAAAAAAGAUAUAAAUAUCUACUGAACCUUGAAAUUUUUCAACAGCUUUUCUUCAUUUUCCUCCAAUGCCAUUACAGAAGGGGUUAAGGUUGGUUCCAAAGGAAUUUUAGCUGAUUUGCUAAAACCGAUUUGUUCGCAUAUACAAUUUAAUAAAAAUUCACUUUUACAUCGUAUUUGCAGCAGUGGGAUAGCUUGCCAAGUAGCACGUUCGCCUAC
Molecule: messenger RNA, 1882 nt
Organism: Schizosaccharomyces cryophilus OY26
Lineage: Eukaryota; Fungi; Ascomycota; Schizosaccharomycetes; Schizosaccharomycetales; Schizosaccharomycetaceae
Product: pig-F
Exons: 2
Coding region: 316-1551 (411 amino acids)
Biological process (GO): GPI anchor biosynthetic process; sphingolipid biosynthetic process
Cellular component (GO): endoplasmic reticulum membrane
Molecular function (GO): 3-dehydrosphinganine reductase activity
Source: RefSeq, a predicted model, not a curated record